GAAAAUAAAAUCUCUAACUAAAAAAUUGGCAGCAAUGAAUCCGACACAGUGUCCAACCAUGCUCCGCAGCUGUGUCCGACUGUGUCGUUCUGUGUCGUUGUUGGAAAGCACCAUGUUCGACACAGUGUCGCUCUGUGUCGCUUUGUGUCGUUGCUGAAAAGCUCCCUGUGUCUCCUUCCUGGAAAGCUCCCAUUAUGAUUACGGGUAAUAGCCUCGACGCGGCGAAAAAUCGGAGUCUCUUUUCGCAUAAGGCUGACCACGAGCUGACUCAUACACACGCUCAUGACUAUCAUCUUCAAUAGUUCGGUGGUCUUCGGUCGAAAGAGAAAGAAAACCACUCGUAAAUACAGAUAUGUUACUCAACCGUACUUUGAUAUACAAACAGUUUGUGCAAGUAAUUUACAUGAUUAAGCUCUUUUCGGAUAUUAUUAAAAAUUGGAUGCGUGCGAGGCUCAAUCAAAUCCUACAUUCAAACCAUCUGGUGUAACAGUUGCAUUAGUAACAAGUGGUUACAAGUCAGAGUCAGUCCACCGUGUUGGAUUCUAGGUAAAUAAACAGCACCAGUAUUUCCUAACAGAAGUUGUAAACGAGAAAUACAUCGCCACGCAUAAUGCCAUCCCGUACCCAUACAUAAAAUGACUUUAAUGAAGUGCUCGCGUGUGCUCGUUUGUGCGUUUAUGUGCGCGUAUCGAAAGGAGGUUAUGCUGAAAAUAUGACGUGAUUGACAGUUUCAUAUUUGUGAUAAUAUUCGUAAUCGAUCGCUAAGGGAAAUCGCAAUUAAAGAUGGUAUAUCUCGAAUCAGAUGAGGGCGUGUGGCAUCACCACUAUUGGGUCAUCUCGCUUGGAGCCAUGCUUUCUUUCGUUGGAUUUCUGGUUAGCUGUGUAUGCGGCUGUCGCCGCGACGAAAACAAGAGCGAGCUUGGGGGGCUUGCGGGUAUGGUAACAAUCACCCACUCUGACAAUGAAGGUUUCAACAGGCUGCCAACCACAGACAUCGCGCAUCCCAUCUCGCAGGACACAACCGAUGCUGGAAAAAGGACGAGCAGUGCAAACAGAAGUUUGCCAGAUAUUCCAAAAGAUGGAACGACGGUCGAAGCUGGUCGACUUGAAACAGUACCUCAAGAUGUUAUCUAUGAGGCUAACGAGGUUAUGUGCGAUCCAUCCGUCCUUUAUGCAACUGUUGAGGAAAAAAACUCUCGGCGAUCAGAUGUCAGGAGAGGAGCAAGAGAACUUGAAGAAACUUCUCUGCAAAGUGCACAGAUUGAACAAGAUUCAAUGUCUCCGUAUACGAGACUGAAGAAUCCUGGAUCUAAGAAUGACGAACACCCUUAUGCCCAGGUGCAAAGCGUUCAAAAGACUGAAGCUACGCAACUAAACAGGAAUAACGUUGGCCAUUUAGUAGAUACUAGUCUUCCAUCGUCUUCGUCGUCGUCGUCAUCAUGUAAUCAUACGAGUGCCAAUCCUAUCGCCCCGCCAAGAGCUCGAAAAUCGUCUUCUCAUAAUUCGUUAAUAAGCUCUGAUCCUCUUCCGGAUAUUCAAGCUGCAACUGCUAUCACUGGUGGAGUUCAUGCCAAUCAAGAUUUACCUUACAUGACGCCACCUAUACUCAUGCCUCUCCCUGAACCACCACAGCUAAAUCAUCACGAGGAGAGGCAACAGCACUUCAGUGGAGAUUCUCACGAUUCCAAGGGUUACACAAGCAUAAGUGUAAGGGAACCCUUAGCAAACAUACUCGCGCAAACAAAAGCUGCACAGCAAGAACGUCAACAACAACGUGGAUUAACUGACCCUCAUUAUGCUACAGUUUCGGAUGAUUCAGAUGAAAUGUAUGCAGCAAUUGAUGAACAAGAGAAGGUAUACACAAGUGGAAGUGAAACCUAUGCUCAAAUACAGCCGAUGGUACUUGAUUCAGUUAGGGUGCAGCAAAAUGAGCAAAUACAUUCAAUGCAGCCAUUGCAUGUGGAUGAUUUGUACGCGUCAGCGCCUCAACCUCCAAGUGUUGAUAGUCUCAGACAUGUGGCACAUGCUCAUUCUAGACAAGCAUCAUCAUCAAGUGCAACCAGUUCAGUUGCUAACCUUGGCUCUCCAAAACCUGAAAAACGUCAAGCAAAUUCUCCACUGCCACCACCACCAGAGACGAUGUCAGACGUUUAUGCAUCUGUUGAGAAACGAGGCUCUAAAGAAGAUCGCUUAAGAGCCAGUAUUUCCUCAGGGAAAUCCUUAGAAGAUAUGUAUGCUAAAGUAAUGAAGAAGAAGCGAGACAUUGAUGAUGAGCAAUUGGAUAUACCAACAAUGAGUAGCAACAACCACCACGAGGAAAACCCAGUUUUAAAUAGAAAACAUAGCCUUAUUGAAGUCAGUCGAACGUCGUGGUCAAGCCAUGAUUCUAUAGAAUUUCAAAGAAAGGACUUGGAAUUAUCCAAUUUUGCCGUGCGUAAUAGCAGUACAAAUUGUCCGACUGAGAGUGAAGGAAAUUUGCUAAAACUUGCAUUAAAACAGAACGAAGCUGACGCAAGUAAGUCUGGUUCAGAUCCAGGUUACGAGGCAGUUAAUGUUAACCGAAAAAGUAGCAUAGUUCGAACUGUCUCAGACACCGAUCCAAAUUAUGAAGUGUUGCGGCCACAAUUUUCCAGGGUCAGUAAAAAUCUAAAUUCCGUAACGCAGAACAAUGGAAUUGAUGUAGCCCUUAUGUAUUCUUCGCCAUAUAAACACAGGCAAAUCAGUAAUGCAAGCAGCGAGGAUCCUGGCUAUGAAAAAGUUCGGAUGCGGCGCAGAAUUGAUUUGGAUCAAGAUACAGAUUCAGAACCGAAUUAUGAAAGCAUGCCCCAUGACCCUGGGGAGCCAAAUUAUGCCUCUGUCUGUCGGCCAGGUGACAGCGAUACAGACCCCAAUUACGAAUCUGUUAGUCAAAGCGACCCAAAUUACGAAAGUGUCAAGUAUUUGACUGUCAGCCAAAAUGAAGAUCCACCUUACGAGCAAGUGAACAAUUAUAAAAGCAAUAUCAACCUUGACGAUUACGAAAUGGUGCGGAAUAAAAAUGAAGGUGACCCUAACUAUGAAAAAAUAAAAAUGAGCCAUUCAACGAAUCUUGCACAUGAUGGUGAAACCGAUGAUGAGCAAUAUAUUCAUGUCUGAAGGUCAAUGAACGUAUAUGUUGAUAUUCUACCUGCCUUAAGUAUAUACAGACACUCAGAUUGAUUAUGACGCCUUCGAUAUCCCUAGUAAUUUUGAGAGCCAUGGUUUUGAAUGAGCACUGUUAGUACUGCCGGCCGCACCCGUCUGAAUUUGUUCCACUCGCUGCUCGGCUUGAACCGGCAAUGCCUACAGCGCUCAUUUGGAACCGUGCGUUGGCAAAUUAAUUACUAGAGAUCUCAAAGGAGUCAGAAGCAAUCCAAGUGUUUGUUACAUAUAUGCAUGCGAAAUGACCAGUGUGUGUUUGCAAAUUUUUUUUGACAUCACUUGUUCAUUCUAGAAUCUUUGACAAUAUGACUUUUGCUGCCAGACUAAUGUCUAGCGUACAUUACGCAAAUCUUUAUUGCUGGUAGAUUAUAUAAUACUGGCGUGCAUAAAAAAAUAUAUAUGAAUAUGUAUAUUUAGAUUAUAAUUAUUUAUUCUCUCGUCCAUUUAUGGCAUAUAAAUAUUUUCUAUCAGAAGUAGAACAUAUUAUCAGCUUUUUUCUCACUCCAAGUAGUGGUUGUUCAUAGUUUAUAUAUUUUUCUACCAGUUUUAGUGCCUAAAUUUCAGUAAUAGGAUUCUUAUUAUUAAAAUGAAAAGCAAUAAAGACAGAUGGACAUCCCAGUAAAUGCAGUUAAAUAGGUGAACCACCAACUUAAGUCGUUGCACUGCCACUACACACUAUAUUAAUUCGAAAACACAUCAAUCGAAUACUGUACUUCUGAACUAGUGUUAAAAGUAUAGAUAAGUACCAACAGUGAAAAGAUCUUAAUUUUUUUUUUUUUUUUUACUCUGAGCUUUAUAUUCACUGCUGAAAUUAUGUUUAUUACGAGCAUCCUAUAUCAGUUGGUCUAUUUGUCUGUCACUAUUGCAUUAUUCAGAUUCAUGGUGCCUAUUAUAUUACUUACCUGUACCUUUCGUUACUGAGCUGUCAGUUACGUUCCAUUACACAAAUUGCGCCGAUAAGAAUUGAAACUAUUGUUAAUGACUGAAUUUUGAUAAAGUAUUUAGUUGGUCAUACUGUUCAUUGAAUAAAUAAUGCUUUAUGGAUUUUUUUACACUAUCGAUAGUACAUUCGAUACGCGUUUUUAACAAAUUUGAAUAAAGUUUAUCUUCAUCAUUUCAAGGCAAAAUUUUAUCAAUUGUCUCAGUCUGAACUCCCGUUUACUCAUAAUUCACUACAUCGUUUAAGGCAAAAAGAAAUAUAUUUUCAAGUGUACUUUCUAAUACUUUAUAAACUAAUCAUGCUCCAAGUUUAUCACUUACCAAGAUUACUAACCACAAUCAAUUUUAGUACUUGUAUGCUUUUGUUUUUCAUUCGGUAUGUUACGAUACAUACUCAAUUAGACUAAAACCUUUAUGUGUAAUCAACGUAAUACGUGCUAGUGAAGAUAUACGUAUGCUCGCAAGUAAUAGUAACAUCUUUAACAAGCAACUGGUAGCCGUUCAAGUUUUCACAACAUCGUUCCUGGAAAAUAAAUUUAGUGAUUAAAAAAAUAUGGAUUUAUGUCAAAGACGUGCAAUUGUUGGUGCUAGAAAGUAGAUGACUGAAAAUGGUAUGCACAUACAACUAAGGAUAUCCGUAUCCCAAGAAAACUAAGGAAGUGAAUUUGCACCCAAGUAUCACAUGUAAUACAUAGAGAAUAUUUAGGGUUGCUGCAUAGCUGAAUCUCAACGUGGCAAGCAUUCUAUCGUUUUUACAAUACAAUAAAGAAAAGAUUCAAAUAUUUAUACCGAAAAUAUAGUUUUAUCGAUUCAUUACCUUCAUCAAUGUAAUUGUUUUUUUUAUACAUUAUUCAUCCAAUUCCAAACUGACAGACGUGCAUUUUCUCUGAAAUAUAUUCGUCUAAUUGAUCACAAAAUAUCGAGCAAGUCGCUGUGUCAACGGCAUCAGAUAACCAGUCAUGAAAUCAACUCAAAGACAGAAAUCGCGGCUUAGAUAAAACGAUUGCGAAUUGUUCAGUUCAUUGCGACAAUUAGUUUGUAAGGUUUUCGCUUCUGGUUUCUGUAAUUAUAUUUUGAAAAAGCUUAGUAAUUAGACUGAUCCUGUGAGUGAGAUUAUAAUAAGUUUGUGCAUGAAGGGUGAAUUUUAAAUUCCUACAAAUAAUACACAGGUUCGAAACUGGUUUGAUUAAAAAAAUGUAUUAUUCUCAUUACUGAGAACUCGAUUUAUAGACACCACAAUGACAAUUCGCGUUUUAUGGCCUCUACGUGGAUUAACAAUGUAAAUGCUAUAGCUAUCACUUAUAUUAGUUAUAUUAUCUUUAUGUGUUUAUGUUUUUAUAUAAUAGGGUUUUAUUUUUGCAACUCAUUUGUGACUGCGCUCCAUUAUAUUAAUAAAUCAUAAAUGAAGGUUGAACCAGAAUAUCUUCGAAGAACUGAUCUGGUUCGAGAGAGUUUUCUCAAAGUGACAUUCACUUAUUUCGUUUCUGUAGACUUGCACUUGAGAAGAGUAGUUGACAGGGGUCAAAUUCAAAUGCA
Neodiprion virginianus is the source of this 5655-nucleotide messenger RNA. RefSeq lists its product as uncharacterized. The transcript is spliced from 9 exons. The coding region runs from base 784 to 3135 and encodes 783 amino acids. The record is from RefSeq and is a predicted model, not a curated record. NCBI's taxonomy places the organism in Eukaryota, Metazoa, Arthropoda, Insecta, Hymenoptera, Diprionidae.